Messenger RNA from Camelina sativa (false flax), 687 nucleotides. The record is from RefSeq and is a predicted model, not a curated record. Lineage: Eukaryota; Viridiplantae; Streptophyta; Magnoliopsida; Brassicales; Brassicaceae.
AUGCAAAAUAUAGACAUAUCAAAUGAUCAACAGGAAGUGGACCAUGAAGACGUAAAUCAUGACAACCAAGAAGAGGAAGAAAACGAAGACAAUCAUGAAGAUGAUGUGAACAAUGAGAACCAAGUUCAGGGUCAACAAGUCGCAGUUCAACCCUUGGUAACUAGGUCUGGUCGUGUGAUAACAAAACCACGUUAUCUCAAUGAAUAUGUUUUAUUCGCAGAAGCAGAGAGUUGCAGUCUGUUCUUAACAAUAGAUGGAGAACCGGAGAACUACUUUGAAGCUGGGAAAAUUAAAGAAUGGAUCGAUGUUAUGAAGGCUGAAAUAGACUCGAUUAUAAGGAACAAUACAUGGGAACUUGUAGAAAAACCGGUCGGCAUGAAACCUAUAGGAGUUAGGUGGGUUUAUAAACUCAAAAGAAAAGCUGAUGGUUCGGUGAACAAGUAUAAGGCGAGGUUAGUUGCAAAAGGAUAUGUGCAACAACAAGGUACAGACUUCAACGAGGUGUUUGCUCCGGUAGCAAGAGUCGAAACUAUAAGGCUACUGAUAGCACUUGCAGCAACAAGAGGUUGGGAGAUUCACCACUUAGACGUGAAGACAGCUUUCCUCAAUAGUGAGCUAAAAGAAGAGGUCUAUGUUACUCAACCUAAGGGGUUCGAGAAAAAAAGGAGAAGAGGAUCGAGUGUAUAA